CCUGGCCUCCUACUGUAGCAUCAGUCCUUGCUCCUCUCCCCUCACUCCUGAUCUCGCAGUGCGUUCCCUCUGACUUGUGUGUGGUCCCGCCUGGGUUUCGUCGGGUGUGCGCUCUGGCCGGGGGCGGGAGGCGCAGCUCCUCAUUCCACCUCCAGGAAGUCGAGCUGGAGGAGGGAGGGCAAACUCAGGGAGGCGGGGCUCACGCCAAGGGGACUGCACGACGGCCCGCGGCCCCCCGCCUCUACCCCGCUCCGGAUCCGGGAUCUGAGCGCCGGCCGAGGUGCCCGGGCACUCUCUCGGCGGGCCGGAUGGCGGACCCCGGCCCAGAUCCCGAAUCUGAGUCGGAAUCGGUGUUCCCGCGGGAGGUCGGGCUCUUCGCGGACUCUUACUCGGAGAAGAGCCGGUUCUGCUUCUGUGGGCAUGUGCUGAACAUCACGCAGAACUUUGGGUCCCGCCUCGGGGUGGCGGCGCGCGUGUGGGACGCGGCCUUGAGCCUGUGCAAUUAUUUCGAGAGUCAAAAUGUGGAUUUCCGAGGCAAGAAGGUGAUUGAACUGGGUGCGGGGACAGGCAUCGUGGGGAUCUUGGCAGCGCUGCAGGGUUUGUCGCUUCACCGGUGCGCCCGCAGGAGGGAGUGUACUGCAGCCCGGGAGAUGUGGAUGCUGCGGUCACUGCGCGUGUUCCUGGUCGUGCGGACCGGGAGCCACCCGGCCGGGUCCCUUCUGCGUCAGUCGCCCCAGCCACGGCACACAUUUCAUGCUGGGCCAUGUCUGUCGGCCUCGACCUCCAGCAAGGAGCUCCUCAUGAAACUGCGGCGGAAAACAGGCUACUCUUUUGUAAAUUGCAAGAAAGCUCUGGAGACUUGUGGCGAGAACCUUGAACAGGCAGAGAUCUGGCUCCACAAGCAGGCCCAGAAGGAGGGCUGGAGCAAAGCUGCCAAGCUCCAAGGGAGGAAGACCAAAGAAGGGCUGAUUGGACUGUUGCAGGAAGGAAACACAACUGUAUUAGUAGAGGUAAACUGUGAGACGGAUUUUGUUUCUAGAAAUUUAAAAUUUCAACAGUUGGUCCAGCAAGUAGCCCUUGGAACCAUGAUGCAUUGUCAGAAUUUAAAAGAUCAACUGUCUACAUACAGUAAAGGUUUCUUGAAUUCCUCUGAGCUUUCUGUUCUUCCGGCGGGGCCUAACAGAGAAGGCUCACUCCAGGAUCACUUGGCUUUAGCAAUUGGAAAACUGGGAGAAAACAUGACUCUUAAACGAGCUGCGUGGGUGAAGGUGCCAUCUGGGUUCUACGUUGGCUCUUAUGUCCACGGAGUAAUGCAGAGUCCCUCCCUUCACAACCUGUUGCUGGGGAAGUAUGGGGCCCUGGUCAUCUGCGAGACGUCUGAGCAGAACGCAAACCUUGAAGAACUUGGCCGCCGCCUUGGGCAGCAUGUGGUGGGCAUGGCCCCUCUUUCUGUUGGCUCCCUGGAUGAUGAGCCUGGGGGAGAGGCAGAGACCAAGAUGCUGUCCCAGCCAUACUUGCUGGAUCCCUCCAUUACCUUGGGGCAGUAUGUGCAGCCUCAGGGAGUGUCAGUAGUAGACUUUGUACGGUUUGAAUGUGGAGAAGGUGAAGAGGCAGCAGAAACUGAAUAGGUUCCAGAGACUUUUGGCCCAGGAGGAGUGCUUGUUUUUAGCUCUGGACAUCAUUACAAAAAGGAUCUUUCCCAAGCCUUUUCAGACCCAGAAUUUAUUUUUCAUUUGAAUUAUAAUGAGAUUAUAGACUUCAUAGGUACAAUUAUUAAAUAGUUAUAUAAUAAAAAUUUUUUCCUUGUUUGCAUAAUACUGGGUUUAGCUUUUCUGUGUCUUACUUGUGACAGCUUUUGAAAAUAACCUUAUUGAUAGGCCUUACUGACAUGAUUGACAGUGUCUCGGAGAACGGGCAUCAACAAUUCUGCUGCUCCCUUCAACAUAGAUUUAUUAUGGUAUUUCUGAAAUUUCUAACUUACGUGUUCUGUCUUAUCCCUUUUAUGACACAGAACUCUUUUGUUCUGCUUUCAUUUUGCAACACUGGACCAUGCUUCUGCCUUGGAACCUCCCUAGUUAUAUUACUUCUGCCACAUGGAUUUCUUUGGGAUUAUUUAUUCAAGCCUAGAGUUGUCUGGAAAAUUUGGGUUCUUUUCUUUGUGGAUGUCUGUAGCAUGUUUUGAAGGCGCUCUGCAGUGGUAGACACACUGGUUUUGCUGUCAUUUAAUGAAAUUAAUAACAUAUGCGCCCCUGUUUAUCUUUUGGAUGAUGUGGUGUGGCUGGGUGGGUACUGAGGUUUCCUGGCCAGCUAUAAGGCAGAUUUUGACAUACUUGUGCCAGAAACAGAAAUUGGAGUAGUCCAUUUAUCCAGAAACCUCACUUAACAUUGCCUUUUUACUUCCCCAGUACUGAAACGUUUCUUCCAAUGUAACAUAAAAUUACUGUAACGAGCAAACCCUAAAUACUGAAAAUAACUUCAUUUGUUCAUUAUAGGUAUCUUCAUUUGGAAAGUUAAAAAUGCUUUGACACAUAACAGAUCUGGCCAUUUGGAUUUCGACCUUGGAGUCUAUAUAUGAUUUCAAUGAUUUGCAGGUUAAAUAGAUUUUAGAAAUAAUGAUCUUAAAAUUUAAAACUAAGGUAGGUCCUGGUAUAAUAUUAAACAUAAAAAAAAGUUAUUAAACAUUUUAAG
Messenger RNA from Saimiri boliviensis boliviensis (Bolivian squirrel monkey), 2688 nucleotides. RefSeq names its product EEF1A lysine methyltransferase 3 (gene EEF1AKMT3). NCBI's taxonomy places the organism in Eukaryota, Metazoa, Chordata, Mammalia, Primates, Cebidae. Gene Ontology annotation, molecular function: protein binding; translation elongation factor activity. Gene Ontology annotation, cellular component: protein-containing complex; cytosol. Gene Ontology annotation, biological process: mitochondrial translational elongation. The record is from RefSeq and is a predicted model, not a curated record.